Molecule: messenger RNA, 3386 nt
Organism: Engraulis encrasicolus (European anchovy)
Lineage: Eukaryota; Metazoa; Chordata; Actinopteri; Clupeiformes; Engraulidae
Exons: 5
Coding region: 213-2597 (794 amino acids)
Source: RefSeq, a predicted model, not a curated record
UACCAAUGGGAAAUUGCAUUGCAAACAAGAGCUAGCUAACAUAGUUAGCAACCUUGGUUUGAGAAACGCACCCCGAGUAGCCUUGGCGACCGGCUCCGCUUGCCGCCAAUCUACAGAGUUGUUUAUAUCGCAUUUGCAGCCGACACAUCGCUACACAGCUGCUACAUUAUUCUUCUUCUUUUGAGAAGUUUGUAUGGCGUUACUUGAGAGAUAUGGGCAAAUGUAAGUUUUCAGACCUCUGGCUGGAGGAAACUUCUUUUAAAGACUGGCUUAGGCCAGUAGUUGGCAACAGCCGAGAGGCGUAUUGUAACGUCUGUAAAAAAGUUAUAAACAUUACGUGGAUGGGUGUGAAGGCAGUGAAGUCUCAUAUGGAUUCAAAUAGCCACCAGACAAAGAUGCGCGGACGAAACUCGCAGCUACCGCUGUCACUGUUUUGCGCCGGGACUAGUGCUACACCGACUUCCACUGCCCCCUCAACCUCCAGCACCGUGACCACAUCUACCGCCGCCGGUACCUCAACCUCACCUGCUCCCAUCAACAGCAUUCCGAAUCAACUGCUCUCCACCACCGCCACACUGCAGGCCGAGGUACUGUGGUGUCUAGAUUUGGCUUCGAAACACCACUCCUUCAACUCCAAUGACGGCAUUGCAGAGCUAUUUGUCAAGAUGUUCCCCGACUCCCAAAUUGCCAAAUCCUUCGCUUUGGCCAAGGACAAGACCGGCUAUAUGAUAAAAUUUGGGAUCGCCCCAUAUUUCAAGAGGCAACUAGUCGAGGCCAUAAAUCGUGCCGGCCCUUACGUGCUGAUGUUUGACGAGAGUUUAAACCAAUCGUCCAAAAAAAAACAACUGGACAUUCACAUUCGGUUUUUGGAGGAUGGGUGCGUUCAGUCGCGAUAUUUUGGCUCACAAUUCCUGGGACAUGGAAGAGCUGAUGAUCUGUUGCUGCACAUCAAAGAAUGCAUUGGCCAACUCAACAUGAGGCAGCUCCUCUCAGUUGGGAUGGAUGGGCCCAAUGUAAAUUUUAAACUCCUUGAUCUCCUUCAAAGGGAGUACGCUGAGCUCAAUGGAGGUGCCCAAGUUCUGGUGGUUGGGAGCUGUGGACUCCACACUCUCCACAAUGCCAUGAAGGCCGGAUUUACAGUGUGGCAAAUCGAGAAGUUCCUGCGUGCACUCCAUUUCCUCUUUCAUAACGUGCCUGCCCGGAGAGAGGACUACACCAACACCACUGGAUCUACCUGCUUUCCCCUCUCUUUCUGUGGCCACAGAUGGGUCGAAAAUGUGCCAGUCGCUGAGAGAGCCCUCGAAGUUUGGCCGAUGGUUCAGGCAUAUGUCAGUGCUGCAGAAGAGAAGAAGGUUCAAAAACCGAACACGGCCUCGUACGACACCAUCCUGGCAGCAAGAGAGGAUCCACUGCUAGUACCAAAGCUGCAGUUCUUCCUCUCCAUUGCAAGAGGUUUCAACCCUUUUCUUCACAAGUAUCAGACAGAUGAGCCCGUGUUGCCUUUUUUGGCUAAAGAUUUAUCUGAGCUUCUGUUGAGUUUACUUCGGCGAUUCAUCAAAAGGGAGCUCCUACAGGACCAAACCCCCUUGCAACUCAUUAAGUUGGACAUCUCUGAUGAGAAGAACUGGGUCUCCCUCAGAAGGGUGGACAUAGGCUUGGGAGCGGAAUCAGCCAUCAAGGCACUCCAGGGCAAACCAGGAACCAAGAUAGGGGAACUCUCUGUGCUCAGCCUGAGAAAAGAGUGUUUGCAGUGUCUGGUUCGGAUCAUAAAGAAGCUGCAGGAAAGGUCCCCGUUGAAAUUCCCCAUUGUUAGGCAGAUUGCCUCCCUGGAUCCCACAAAGAUGGCCAAAGAUCCUGAGUGGUGCAUCGUACAGAUGAAGGCAUUAGUGCAGACAUUCAUCCAAGGGCAGCAGUUGGCAGGUGGCAUUGCAGUUGGUGAUGUCAUCAUUCAGCAAUUCACCUCUUUUGUCUCAGAUAGCGUCAGAGAUGAGGAAUUCGUGUCCUUCCAGCCCCUCAGCCAGCGCCUGGAUGUCUUCCUCCAUUCGAAACUCCGCACAUCCCACCCUGACCUGCUGAGGUUUUGCCAGAGUGCCCUCCUCCUGUCCCAUGGGCAGGCAUCCGUUGAAAGAGGGUUCUCUGUGAACAAGGAGGUGGAAACAUGCAAUCUCUACGAAGAGUCACUGGAAGCCCUGAGGUUGAUAUGUGACCAAGUGAAUGCCUGUGGUGGUGUCCUCAAAGUUCCUCUGACCAAGGAGCUCCUGGCCUCUGCUGCAUCCUCAAGGUCACAGUACAGGCUUCACCUUGAGAGUGAACGGAAAAAAAAGGAGAGUGCCACUCAGGAGCUUAAGCGGAAAUCAGCAGAGAAAGAGCUGGAGGACCUCCGGAGUCAGCGGCAGGUGCUCCAGAGUGUGUGCCAGUCCCUAGAAAGGGACGCUGAUAUGUAUGCAGAGAUGGCAGAGGGUAAAUCUGGAACCAAGAUGGCUGAGCUUGUCACAAAAUCCAAUUCCCUUCGCCGAAGCCACAAAGGGAAAAAAAUAGAGCUUCAGACGUUGGAUAAAACUAUCGAGGAGAAGGCCACAAAGCUGAGGCACUUGUGACUGUGCAUUGCUGUUGAAAUGUUAAUGCUUGCUCGUUGUUCCUGUUCUGUGUAGGUUUAUUCGCCUUGCCUUGUGUUUGUUCCAGCAUGUUCCACUGGCUGACUAAGGAUGGUUGCAGUUUAAUCUCUCUAUGUUCUCUCUCUCUCUAUCUCGCUCUCUCUCUCUCUAUGUUCUCUCUCUCUCUCUCUCUCUCUCUCUCGCUCUCUCUCACACUCUCUCUCUCUCUCUCUCUCUCUCACUCUCUCUCUCACACUCUCUCUCUCUCUCUCUCUCUCUCUCUCUCUCUCUCGCUCUCUCUCUCGUGCUCUCUCUCUCUCACGCUCUCUCUCUCUCUCGCCCUCUCUCUGUUUAGUGUCUAAUUUUGAAGUUUAAGUUAAGUUAUUCAUUUUUAAUGAAAUAUUGUUUUUGCACUAUUAAACAUAAUUUUAUUAUUAAAUUUCUUCCCAUUUAACACAUUAUUAUUCGCUCAUUAUUUCAAGGUCCAAUUUAUAGCUGCUCAAAAAGUCUGUUAUACACACAUGCACACUCGCAUACACCUACAAAGCCUCUUUCUCUCGCCCUUUGGUUCCAUGUUCUGUUUGUCCCUCUUUCUUUCACUCUCUAUUUGGUGAGUUGUGUCCAGUGUUGAAAUUGUGAGGAAAUAUUUCAAUAAUUAAUUUUGGAAGCAUAUUUCUUUACUUUACCCCGUCACUUUACUUUACAUUAUGCUGCUGCAGUUUGACGUCGUGUUGGUAGUAAAAAAAUAUUGUGGAGGUAGUGAAAAGGUAGUAAAAAGGUAGUAAAUACAAC